AUGUUAAAGAAAUUUUAGUACGACUUGUUCGUCGUAGGAGGAGGAGCAGGAGGCUUGGCUUCAUCUAAAGCAUCAGCACUAUUGGGGAAAAAAGUGGGGAUAGCUGAUUACGCAACUCCAAGUCCUCAUGCGACAACCUGGGGAACAGGAGGUACUUGCGUAAAUGUUGGGUGUGUACCUACUAAAUUAAUGCCAUUCUCAGCAAGGAUGGGUGAAAUACGUAAAGAUUAGAUAGCAGCUGGAUAUCGGGGAAUAGAAAGUGAAGGGAAACAUAAUUGGAAAUAAUUGAUUGAAACAGUACAGAAACAUAUAAAAGAAUUGAAUGUGCGCUAGGAAAGUUCUUUAAAGGAUCAUGGUAUUGAUUAUUAUAAUAAAUUUGCUAAAUUUAUUGAUCGACAUACAAUAGAACUCACUGAUAUGAAGGGAGAGAAAGAAACAAUAAGUGCUAAGAACAUCAUAGUAUGUGUUGGAUCUAGGCCAAUUCUGUACUAGGAUCCAAAAUUAGUGAUAACAUCAGAAGAUGUAUUUCAAUAGACGAGUCCCCCAGGGAAGACUUUGGUUAUAGGAGCUUCUUAUGUGGGUUUGGAAUGUGCUGGAUUUAUCCAUGGUUUUGGUUUUGAUACAACUGUAUUAGUCAGAACAAGAGUAAUGAGAAAUUUCGAUCAAGAGAUGGCUUCAAAGGUUGAAGGAUAUAUGACAGAGAAUGGAAUCAAAUUUGUAAAGAGAGCCUUAUUGCAAUCUAUUUCUGCUGUAGAUAAUGGGAAAAGGAGAUUGGUAAAGUGGGUGCGUGAUGGAGUAGUUGAAGAGGAUAUUUAUGAUACAGUAUUAUAUGGUAUUGGAAGACAAGCAUCUACUAAAUAGCUGAAUUUAGAAUCACUUGGUGUUAAGAUUGAUGCUAGAAAUUAUAAGAUCAUGGCUGAUGAAUACGAUAGAACAACUGUAGAUAAUAUUUAUGCAAUUGGAGAUUGUUGUUUGAACAGAUUAGAGUAUACACCGAUAGCUGUAAUGGCUGGCAGGAAAUUAGCCAAAAGACUUUAUGGAAAUAGUAAUGAGAUCAUGGAUUAUGCUGAUGUGGCUACUACUAUCUACACUCCUAUUGAGUAUGGUUGUAUUGGAUUGUCAGAAGAAAGAGCAAAGUAAAAGUAUGGGGAUGAUGGAAUCAAAAUUUAUAGAUCCCAUUUUAAACCUUUACAAUGGGGUUUCAGAUAGAGAGAUGAUGCUAAAUACUGUGGAGGCAAAUUGAUUGUUAAUAAAGAGUCAGACAGAAUCAUCGGAUUCCAUUAUGUUGGACCAGAGGCUGCUGAGGUGACUUAAGGAUUUGCAGUGGCUAUGAAAAUGAAAUGUACAAAGAAAGAUUUUGAUAACACUGUUCCUAUUCAUCCUAGUCUGGCAGAAGAAAUGAUUUUAAUGAAAUGA
Paramecium tetraurelia is the source of this 1416-nucleotide messenger RNA. RefSeq lists its product as uncharacterized. The transcript has 3 exons. Gene Ontology annotation, biological process: glutathione metabolic process; cell redox homeostasis; cellular response to oxidative stress. Gene Ontology annotation, cellular component: mitochondrion; cytosol. Lineage: Eukaryota; Ciliophora; Oligohymenophorea; Peniculida; Parameciidae. The record is from RefSeq and is a predicted model, not a curated record. Gene Ontology annotation, molecular function: flavin adenine dinucleotide binding; glutathione-disulfide reductase (NADPH) activity; thioredoxin-disulfide reductase (NADPH) activity.